AUGGCGAUUGCCCAAGAUGAGCAUAUCCUUGAUGAUGGAUAUAAAAGUGGUAAAUUUACAUACUGUGAUGUCGGAUGGCUACUGAAAUGGAAGUAUCUGGGCUAUGAACAUGCUACAUGGGAUCUUGAGUCUUCAUCUUCAAAAGUAGACAAGUUUCAUAGGUUCUGCCGCAAUUCUCGUGCUGCUGUUUUCAUCGACGAUCAGGUUAAGUGGGGCAUAUUUCAGAAACUCCAGGAACUGCCAGAUGGCUGUCCUCCUGGCUUAGAUGAUGAUCAUUUGAGAUUGCUUAACCAGCUUCGUGAGUUCUGGUACAAUUCUCGUGGUGCACUUCUCAUCGAAGAUCAGGUAACUCAUUUACAGAGAUAG
Messenger RNA from Miscanthus lutarioriparius, 366 nucleotides. The record is from the annotation of a GenBank genome assembly. NCBI's taxonomy places the organism in Eukaryota, Viridiplantae, Streptophyta, Magnoliopsida, Poales, Poaceae.